AGUCUGCUGCCAUUUUUCGCGGGGUUUAGUUGAAUCGGAAGACUCUGAGUGGUUACUCUGACGAUUGAUCGAUCGAAAAACCACAGAUCCAAAAGAAUAUACUUCGUUAGAAGAGAAGAACUCGCUAAAAUUCACCUAUCAACACUUUUUUGUCCACGUUUUACCCUCUCGUUUCAUUCUUCUUUUUUUUUCUUCCUUUUCUCUACUUUUUUUUUUCACUUUCGCGCCUUCGUCCGUGGUUCAUGAAAUUCGACCGUAAAGAUUCGACCGCGAGAUUGGCUGAGAAUUGAAAGGUAGCCAAUCCCAUUUUAGAAAGAAUAACAUCCUCCUCCGGAAGAGAGGGGCACCAAGGUUCGACUUCUUUCUACCCCAGUUUCACCAGAGGAUCGUCCAUUGUCGAUCUUAUGAAACCUUUUGUGAGAGAUCGUUAGUCGGGAUCUUUGUCAGAUAUUCAGUGACAGCAGCAUGGCGACGCUGAUACGACGGAUUUAUCACGGUUAUCGUUACAUUAACGAGGAAUUGUCAGAUCCUCGGACCCAGGACUACUUCCUCAUCGGAUCACCAUGGGGUUGCUUCAGUAUAAUAGCGUUUUAUCUGUACUUCGUGCAAGACCUGGGGCCCAACAUCAUGGCAAAGAGGAAACCCUUCAAUCUGAAUAGAAUCAUACAGAUAUACGAUCUAAUACAGAUAAUAUCGUGCUCAUAUUUAUUCUAUAAGGCGUUGACUCUGGCCUGGUUGUACCAUUACAGUUUUUACUGCGAGCCAGUGGAUUUUUCGAACGAUCCUCGCGCGAUCGAGAUAACCAGGAUGGUUUGGUUGUACUUCCUGAUGAAGGUGUUCGACUUGGUGGACACGGUCUUCUUCGUCCUUCGGAAAAAGCAGCAGCAAGUGUCGUUCCUUCACGUUUAUCAUCACACAGGCAUGACAUUCGGUACUUGGGUAGUCACCAAAUUCUUGCCUGGCGGUCACAUUACCUUUUUAGGUACUAUCAACUCCUUCGUUCACGUGGUGAUGUACACCCACUAUUUGGCCACCUCGCUACGAAUAAGCAAACCCUGGUGGAAGAAAUACGUGACGCAGCUGCAGCUCACUCAGUUCUGCAUGAUAAUGGUUCACUUUAUACUGUUGGUCUGGGCGGAGGACUGCGGCUUCCCGAAGUGGACCGCGGCGGUGAUGAUCCCUCAGAAUCUCUUCAUGAUCAUGAUGUUCGGCGACUUUUAUUACAAGGCGUACAUCAAGAAACGGAAGAGCAACGCAAACGGCGUGUCGUCGGAUCUCGCGAACGGGAAAUUGAAGAGCCAAUAGCUACAUACGUGCAGCAUACGUUCCACGCGCCUAGAACGUUUCCAAUUCUUCGAAACGUUGUUUCGUGUCUCCGACAGGCGAGAUGACGGGCGCAAACACUCCCUUGUUUUCCUUUUUUUUUUUUAUUUCGGACUUUUUAAUAUCUAAUAUUCUACGCGUGUGGCAACGAAGGUCGAACAAACGCAAGCAUUUAUGUCAAUUUGGAAAUUUUACUAGAUGGGUAAAGUAAAGAGGAAGUACCGAAAGUUUGGACGUACUUUUUAUCAACAAUCGCGAGACGUUUGCUGACUUUUAAACGUAAGAUAUCGUGAGAAACAUU
Molecule: messenger RNA, 1624 nt
Organism: Frieseomelitta varia
Lineage: Eukaryota; Metazoa; Arthropoda; Insecta; Hymenoptera; Apidae
Product: elongation of very long chain fatty acids protein-like
Exons: 5
Coding region: 466-1305 (279 amino acids)
Biological process (GO): fatty acid elongation, saturated fatty acid; sphingolipid biosynthetic process; fatty acid elongation, polyunsaturated fatty acid
Cellular component (GO): endoplasmic reticulum membrane
Molecular function (GO): fatty acid elongase activity
Source: RefSeq, a predicted model, not a curated record